AUGGAGACGCGGCGGACGCAGGCAGGCUUGACGCGCGGCAUGGCUAGCGCGCUGGGGCUGGCGGGUCACAGCCGGCGCAUGGCAGGCCGUCAGGCGGUCACAGGGCUCACUCGCGGCCGGGUCACUCAGAGUGCGGCACGAACGAACAGCCGGGCGCUCCUCUCGCCAUCUGACGCGGGACUGAGCCGAGCGGCGGGCGGCGGCCGCGCGCGCGCGCACCAGGUACACGGUUAUGACAGGGAGGCGGGGCCGGCCCCGGCUCAUAAAUCAAACUUCGCCCAUUCGCACGCGUUCCGAGCUCUCCCUCCUCUAUAUUCAAUAUUCAGGGCGGGGCAUAUUUCAUAA
This is a messenger RNA of Pieris macdunnoughi, 345 nucleotides long. NCBI's taxonomy places the organism in Eukaryota, Metazoa, Arthropoda, Insecta, Lepidoptera, Pieridae. The record is from the annotation of a GenBank genome assembly.